Messenger RNA from Penicillium nucicola, 585 nucleotides. RefSeq lists its product as uncharacterized. The coding region runs from base 1 to 585 and encodes 194 amino acids. The transcript has a single exon. Lineage: Eukaryota; Fungi; Ascomycota; Eurotiomycetes; Eurotiales; Aspergillaceae. The record is from RefSeq and is a predicted model, not a curated record.
AUGCACAAUGUAGACGUCUACUUAUACGAUGCAGUUGUGUGGCGACUGCCUAAUGGCCCGGAAUACCGAGAGUCUGACAGUGAUGAAUACGGGGUGUUCCAUUUCCACUUCGACCAUAUAAUGCAGCGCAAUGGUGAAUUCCGGGUUGGGAUAUACGCUAUAGUUGCCUUCCAUGGCCAAGACUACGUGGAGCAAAACAGGUAUCCUCGUGUGGAUGGCAACGACAAUCAAGGUGAGAAUCGACGAUCUCACGUCUUGAAUUGCAAUACGGGCAAUGACGUGACUGAUCAAACCCAUUACUUUUAUCCUGGAGAUGGAGCGGAGUCUGACUAUGGUGAUAAUGAGCAUCACCGGGCGAUUUGGCGUUUUGCAAAUUAUCUGCAGCAGGAGGACUUGGUAACGGAACAAACGUUCACAGGUGCUCAACGGGGUCAAUUGACGCGAUAUCGCGAUCCGCAGGAUGAAUGUCCGACGCGAUGGUACUUUGACUGGGGAGGUUAUCGGCAGGGUCGUCCCUUCACCCCGGAAUAUGCCCUGGGUCAAGCUGCUGAGAACGAUCGCAUGGAUGAUAAUGACGAUGUGUAG